Phytophthora infestans T30-4 is the source of this 1914-nucleotide messenger RNA. Its product is annotated as mitochondrial Rho GTPase, putative. Bases 1 to 1914 code for a protein of 637 amino acids. Gene Ontology annotation, biological process: mitochondrion organization; small GTPase-mediated signal transduction; regulation of mitochondrion organization. The transcript is spliced from 7 exons. The record is from RefSeq and is a predicted model, not a curated record. Gene Ontology annotation, cellular component: mitochondrial outer membrane. Lineage: Eukaryota; Oomycota; Peronosporomycetes; Peronosporales; Peronosporaceae. Gene Ontology annotation, molecular function: calcium ion binding; GTPase activity; GTP binding.
AUGGCGGCAACAGUGACAUCCAAGCCCGCACGCGGCGACGAGGCCGAACCGGCGCGCGAGAAGCUUCCGCUCAAGCCGCAGGUAGUUCGCAUCGAAGUUCUGGGAGACGAGAAGGUGGGCAAGACGUCGCUCAUCUGCUCGCUAGUGUCGCGUCACUUCAGCGAGAAGGUGCCGAGCGUGUUACUCAACGUGCAGAUCCCGGCCGAGGAGAGUGACGAAAAUGUCAUCAUCUCCAUCACCGACACUUCCUCCCGCGUAUCCGACUUGAUGCGCGUGACGAACGCGGCCAAGCGCAGCGACGCCAUCCUACUGGUAUAUGACUUAACGAGGCCCGAAACCUUUCAGCGGUUGCGACGCUGGCUGGACUUCAUUGCCAAGAACAAGGAGAUCCCCGUCGUACUGGUUGCUAAUAAAGUGGACAUCAACGCUGUCACGCCGACCACGGACGGCCCAUACGCAAGUCAAGUGCGGCACCUGGUUAACACAUAUCCCUUUGUGGUAUCGGAGGUGGAAUGCUCUGCGAAGAAUUUCACGCAGGUGGCACAAGCCUUCUUCUUGGCUCAGAAGGCGGUGUUGUAUCCAGUUGCACCACUGUACAACGAGAAGAAGCGGCAAUUGCAGCCAAAGUGUCGCAAGGCCAUCAAGCGAACAUUCCGCUUGUAUAAUCGUGAUCGCAGCGGAAUCCUCAGUAGGGAGGAGCUGAAUGAGUACCAGUACGAUUGCUUUGGAGUGCGUCUUCUCUCUGCGGAGAUUGAUACGCUGAUGGACUAUCUUUCGUCAGUGGAACCGUCAGGAGUAGCUCCAGAUCGCAGUGGACUUUUUGUAGAUGGCUUUAUCUAUCUGUGGUGGCUGUUUAUCGACCGCAACCGACCAGAAUCAGGCUGGCAAGUCCUGCGCAGUUUAGGAUACAACAACGACUUGCACCUCGAGAUUCCGCCCGAGCGUCUUCAGCUGCCGCCGUUCGAAGACGACCAGUCCGCGCAGCUCACCACUCACGCUAUCGAGUUCCUAACGAACUUAUUUCGUCAAUUUGACGCAAAUAAGGACAACAAUCUUGCCGAGAAUGAGAUUGAAGACAUUUUCUCCAUCUGCGAGGACGAAAGUGCGCCAUGGACGACGUGCUCAGCCAUCUCGUCGCCGUUACUGUACGAAAGAACCCUGGUGGAUGGCAAGCCUACGUUGUCGCUAGCAGUAUGGCUCGCGUGUUGGGGCUUCGUUGCGCAGGAGAACCCACAAAAGCUGCUUGAAACGCUGUUCUAUCUGGGCUACAACGACAAGCUUUUUCCUGCAGUUGAGUUUCUCAAGAGUCGGAGCUUAACGCGCAAGGUUGCGCGGAUUGAGCGACACGUAGUCUCGUGCUACAUUUUUGGUUCGCCAGAGUCAGGAAAGGAGCACUUUCUGCAGACUUUUGUUGGCGGAAGAGAGCCAGCGUCAGUAGACGAGGAGCAAAUCAUUCUUCGUGCCAUCGGUGCUGUCCCCGACCGAGACACCACGAAAUACUUGUUUAUCACAGAGGCGUUGUCAGAUGAUGAGAUUGAGAUGAAGGCGGAUGUGCUGCUGUUGGUGUUGAACCCUGAGGAUGAACUGAGUAAAAUAUUCGUAGAGGAAUUGGACAAGAAGCUACCUCCAUCAAUUCCGCGUGUGGUGAUUAGCUACAAGCCAGAGACUCGAAACGAAGACGUGGAGGUUGCCAUUGAUGGUGCUGACGAAAGCAGUCCCCUUGUGAAGGAAGAUCCUGUCGAUUUUGCCAUUGAUGCGACGCUGAAGCAGUAUCCGACGUCUCUGAAGUGCUACGAGGCGCAUUGCGUCAAGGAUGAGGUCGCCGGCGUCCUCGUGGCUACUGCAUUGCGGCCAAUGCGCGAUCCAAGUCGUCAGGCAUUUGGCUGCCCGGUCGGAAGACAGGUAUGGGCAUGA